AUGGCUUUAAACCAAGGUUCUUGGCUCGGGGAGAAACCAUAUGACGACGGUGGUCAGCGCAAUGCCGGUGGAGAAUUGCAAUUUUUUGAGUGUAGGUACUGUAUGAGCUUAUUUGUAUCAGUAAUCAAGCCACCAAGGUGGACCACGACCAAAACAAAAAGAUGGGCAACAAAUGCACAGUUAGUUCAUAGGAAAUGUGAAAGUGCAGAGAAGUCUGGUUCCGCAUCCUCUGUACCACCACCAGCUACGCGGGUUCUUUUAGCUAUGGGGUCCUGUCUCGGCACAAAUCAUUCGAUUAGUCUGCACCAAACAGGGGACUUGAAUUUCGCUCUUAUGAGGGCUCAUCAACAGUGCACAUCCUUGAAUGUGCCGGGAUUUGAAUUCCAGACAUCAGACAAGCGAGACGAGCGUGCUGGAAGAUACUUGAUGAACACACACUGGACACCAGCCAACCACACCGCUCGGUUCAAGUACUUCCCCUCUUUGGCGUGGAUGAAUCGGAACAACUACGCCGGGGUAGGAGGACAGUCCAAACGAGAGCCAUAG
Molecule: messenger RNA, 546 nt
Organism: Opisthorchis viverrini
Lineage: Eukaryota; Metazoa; Platyhelminthes; Trematoda; Opisthorchiida; Opisthorchiidae
Exons: 3
Coding region: 1-546 (181 amino acids)
Source: RefSeq, a predicted model, not a curated record